Messenger RNA from Patella vulgata (common limpet), 3998 nucleotides. RefSeq names its product Na(+)/citrate cotransporter. NCBI's taxonomy places the organism in Eukaryota, Metazoa, Mollusca, Gastropoda, Patellidae. Gene Ontology annotation, molecular function: transmembrane transporter activity. The record is from RefSeq and is a predicted model, not a curated record. Gene Ontology annotation, cellular component: membrane. The coding region runs from base 195 to 2033 and encodes 612 amino acids. The transcript is spliced from 15 exons. Gene Ontology annotation, biological process: monoatomic anion transmembrane transport.
AAUUUGAAUGGUGUAAGGGAAUAAUACGUGUAUAAAAGGGAAGCAAAAUACCGCAUGUAGAGAGUUCAUAUAGAUAUAAGUCCACACGGUAUCUACCUGAUUGUUUAAUAGUACAUAUACAUGUAUAUAUACCUAUUACUGUUUACAACACGGAUCUUAUACUAUAAUAACUACAGUCUUCAAAAAAUCUUUAAAUGAUGAGUGAUCCGCCCGAACAAGACUAUCAGGUAGAGAAUCAAGAGGACACGUCGACAGAAUCACCAUCAUGUUUAAAACAAAUGUGGGCUUUACACAAUUGUUUUGUAUUUUUGGCUCCUGUAAUACUCCUACCAUUACCUCUUCUAGUAGACAGACCGGAGGCAAAAUGUGCUUAUGUCAUAGCUAUCAUGGCAGUUUAUUGGACGACGGAGGUUAUACCAAUAGCCGUGACGUCACUGAUUCCAAUAUUUCUAUUUCCAAUGAUGGGGUUACUGACAGCGAAGACCGUCUCUGGUGUUUAUAUGAAUGAUACAUCCAUGUUGUUUUUCGGAGGUUUACUCUUAGCAGUUGCCAUUGAAGUCUGGGAUAUCCAUAAAAGAAUUGCCCUGAAAGUGUUGAUGUUAGUCGGAUCUGAACCUAAAUGGUUAUUAUUGGGUUUAAUGGGUGUCACGUGGUUUUUAUCAAUGUGGAUCAGUAAUACAGCUACAACUGCUAUGAUGAUACCCAUAGUCCAAGCCAUAUUACAGCAAAUAAAACUAACAGACAUUACAAAUGAUGACGGAAAUUUAGCUGAUCCUGAAAUGCUUGAACUUGAACCGAAUGACAAAUCUAAAUCCUACGAAGUCACGGUAAUAUCAGAGGUAAAUGGGGGACCAAAUGGAGAAUUACCACCAAAGUACAAUGAUGUUUUAGAAACGGAUAAAAGGGAAACAGAUGCCCGCCAUGCUAGAAUGGCUAAAUGUAUGUGUUUAGCUAUAGCUUAUGCAGCUAAUAUUGGUGGCAUAGGAAGCUUAACUGGCACCGGACCAAAUUUAAUCUUGAAGGGCCAGGCUGAUAUUGUAUUUGGAGAAUAUAAUUUAACAUCACCUAUAACAUUUAGUACGUGGAUGAUCUAUGGUUUACCAUUAUCGUUUAUACUUGUUAUUAUUUUAUGGGUGUGGCUGCAAAUCUUCUUCUUACGUUGCAAAGGCUUUACAACUUGUAGAAGGAAAGUUGAAGGAAAAGAUCGUGUUGCUGAAGUCAUUGCUUCCGAAUAUAAAAAAUUAGGCCCCGUUAAUUUCCCACAGAUAUCGGUAAUGGUAUUUUUUGGAAUAUUAGUUGUUUUAUGGAUAACAAGAGAUCUAGGUGGUAUUGGAGGAUGGGGAACAUUAUUUAAAUCUAAAUUUGUGUCUGAUUCCACGCCCGCCAUUUUCAUGGGACUUUUGCUAUUUAUUUUUCCUUCUGCUGUUCCAAAUAUUUUCUGCUUUAGAAAACGUGGAGACAAAAGUAAACCUCUUAUUAAACCAUUACUAACUUGGCAGUCAGUUCACGAGAAAAUGCCUUGGACAUUAUAUCUUCUGUUAGGAGGUGGAUAUGCCUUAGCUAAAGCAUCAUCGGAAACUGGACUGUCGGAACUGGUCGGAACAUCUUUAAAAGUUUUUCAAGAUUUGAACCCAUGGUUAAUGUUAAUGAUAUUAUGUUAUAUAAUCACAUUUCUAACGGAAGUUACAAGUAAUACAGCUAUAGCAACUUUAAUGAUGCCUAUAUUAUCCAGAUUAGCUCUGAGUAUGCAGGUUAACCCUUUGUAUUUUAUGUUUCCGGCAGCCAUUACUACGUCUUUUGCUUUUAUGUUACCCGUAGCAACGCCUCCCAAUGCUAUCGUGUUUUCGUACGGUCAAGUAAGAGUUAUAGACAUGGUACUUGCAGGCUUUUUUAUGAAUAUUGUUUCUGUUCCCAUCUUGUUAUUAGCAACAGCCACAUGGGGAAACGCCUUCUUUCAUUUUGAUCAAGUUCAACCAGAAUUUCUAAACCUCACCACAUCAAUAACUACUGUAACACCCAUUUGUGGAUCGUAAUGGCGGUGGAGGUAACAAAUGAGACGUGUCAGUUCACAAUAAAGAUAAAUGUUUUGUAAUGUUAUUAAAAGACUAAGUUGUGGGUUGUUUAUUGCCAUGCCUCUCUUCAAUCUGGAACUUUGAAUGGACAUAAUGAAGCCUUUUACCUGGUAGUUUCAGCUUUCUGAAAUCAAAAAAACUCUCUCUGCAAUUAGCUAUAAGAACACCCGAUACCACGUCUAAUGUGGCACUGUGAGUGUGUGCUGGCCAGUUAAAGGAAUGUCAGUUUCCACGGUCUCCACCAACUACUAACUUCAACUAUGUAACUUCCACAGAGGCAAAAUCGCAAAUAGGCUUCAACCGGCCAUCAGGCAAGCACAUUAAAUCAAUGGCCAUCUCCAUAUAAGGGAGAACACGUCAUGUUUGAUAGGCAAUAAGGGACGAAGCGUGUUUGAUAAUCACGUUGUAUAUUUACAUAAAACUAAUGACUGAAACUAUGAGAUACAUAUUAAAGGGGACGUCAAGUAGUAUGUUCAGUUUCUUUUAUAUCAUACAAUUACAGCGAAAAAGUUUCAGAGAAAUGUGGAUUAGGAUGAUACACGUUUGAUUGUGAAGUACAUUUAGUUUCAUACGAUACACUUUUUAUGAUUAAAACCAUUAUGACAGACUUUCACAAUCUGAUUAAAAUACUGAUCUAUAUUUCGUUUUUGUUUUUUUUAUACUUUCGAUGGCCUACACUACAUGAAGAUCUGAAAAGUUGUACUAUAAGGUCGUCUCAGAGGUCGUACGAGCGGCUUUUGACCCUAUGACGUCAGAUAUUGAUUAAUCAAUCAGCGUUGGCGUUUCUAGUGGUUUACCCACAGUUCCGUGCAUGACACGCCAAGAAGUCGCCGUAAUAGACUGUUUCAUUGGCUUAUCCCUUCCUUCAACCAAAACGCCGAUAAUAUAACAACUCUUCCAGAUCCUAGUGUAGACAAGUAAAACGAAAUUCUGAACUAUAAAAAACGAAACGAAAUAGGAUCUGUGUUUUAAUCAGAUUGAGAUUUUCAGACACGUUAUGUGCGCUCUAACUUUCUGAGAUGUAUGCAAUUACGUAACUCUUAUUAGUAAUAAAUUAAAGAUUACCAUUUCAGGGGUUUAACCACACGAAUGAAAAUUCUGAAUAGAUCUAUAGAUUAUAUUUUGUACUGUAUUAUUUUUUACAAAUGUAACCAUAGUGUUUAAAUUCCAAGCACCCUGUAAAUACCUUAUAAUAACGGUAUAAUAUACACAGACAUACAAUGAUUUAUCACGUAAAUGUUUGGGCGACGAUUUGAUAACUGAGAAAGCUAGAAUUAUAUAAUGUGUGUUAAACAUGCAUUAUGCAAAAGGUAAAUCUGCCUAUUGCAUUUCUUUCUUUUGGCCUAAAAUGUUAUAUAAACUAUUAAGUAUACAAUUAUUAAAAUGAAUAGACCAUAAUCAACUCUCGAUGCCAUCUUAUCUGUCCGACUUUCAAUGGAUUUCAAUCCUAUCUGCUGUUCAACGUCCGUUGAUGAUUAAACGCAAAAAUGGAUAAUCGAGACUUUGUUACUUAUCGUGACAGCGCUAACAAUGACAAUCGAGGCUCCAAAGAUUUUAAAAUAAGGUGUUCUCGGCUUAGAGUGAAGCACUUUGACUGAAAUUUUUAGCAUAUUCCCAUUACAUCAUCUAGUUUUUAACUAUUAUAAUGAGAACUGUCAGCUCUUUAUCUAUCUAAUCUCCCAUAAUGUAUCUUUAAGCAAAAAGCCUGUUGAGCGUUUUGAAUAAAUGCUUGUAUAAAUUCAUAUGAAAUCGAGGAAAUAUUGAUUGUUUCUAAUUAAUUGUCGCUCAUUCUAUAUUAUAGUAUUGUUUCAUUGUUCCAUAUUGUAUAUAUCUAUCUUCACUGUACUGUGGUUGUCAUUCUUUGAUUGAUAAAGAUGACAGGACACUGGCCAAAGCGUCUCAAGAAAUAAACUUUUAAACAACUUG